This is a messenger RNA of Haliotis rubra (blacklip abalone), 1260 nucleotides long. Its product is annotated as protein PBDC1-like. The record is from RefSeq and is a predicted model, not a curated record. NCBI's taxonomy places the organism in Eukaryota, Metazoa, Mollusca, Gastropoda, Lepetellida, Haliotidae. The transcript is spliced from 6 exons. Gene Ontology annotation, cellular component: cytoplasm. Bases 82 to 597 code for a protein of 171 amino acids.
UAUCACUUCCGGGUUUGAAAACGUGCUUCGUGAUUACCAUACACCACAGAAUAAUUAGGACCAGGACAGGCAGUAGGCAAUAUGUCUUACAAUUUAUCAGACCUGGGCAUUGGAGGAAUGCAGUCGGCUGCCUCAGCUCUGAAAUCAAAGGCUGAGGAUUAUGUCAACCAGCCAGAUGUGGAGUUGCAGUGGGCAGUGAAGGCCUAUGCUCAUGCCGAAACCUACUUCAAUCUGAUUACCUCUGUGGAUCCGUCGAUCCUGAAGCUCACACGAGAAGAUGAUGAAAUAUACUCAAAAUUCAGACAAGAAUUUCCCGAUUUUAAGGUGGAUGUUUUGACUGAAGAUGAACUGAAGUCAGAAAAGGCAAAAGAGAAAUGGCGUCCAUUCUGUGAGUCCUUCAAAGGCCAGACCGAAGACUACAACUACGGCACCCUUGUGCGCCUCGACAGUGCAAAGGAUUACUCAGAGGAAAACUCAAUCUUGGGUUUACGGAUACAGUUCCUUGCUAUUGAAAUCGCUCGUGAUCGAGAGGGACACAACUCACAGUUGCGUUUCACAUACAACAAGAAGAAAGCAGAGAAGAAGGAAGAGUCAUAGCAGCGGCCAUGUUGGAUUCAGACACAAUUUGUAUCAUCUACUUGUGGCCAUUGAACUGUGAAUAACACUGGCUAGUGGUCAGCCUGUUAGCCAUGCACAAAAGAAUAUUUUUUUCUAUCAAACUCCUUCCGACAUUGAGAAGGUGUAUGUAUAUACAUUAUGCUAGCCAUUCACACAACACAGGCUGUGAUUCAGUGUUUUGAAGGAGCUGCUUGUGUAGCAUCCUAUGGCCAGAAGUAUCAGUUUCCCGCUGUCUAAGCUAUUCAUUGUUUCAAAGCACAUAAACAUGCAGCUGUACAAUUAUCAUUUUGUAACUGUUGUAGAACAGAAGUUCCAAAGUGAUGUUUGAGACAUCCUCUUUCUCCGCACCCCCGCACCUCAACCCAUACCUCAACCCAUACCCAAUGUUCAGCCCAUCCAAAUAUAAGGUUGUUGUUUCAGGGGGUUUUUUUGUGUUCGGGUUUUUAUUUUCUUCUUUUUCUCAUUAGAAACAAUAAUUUGCAGUUUCUCAUUAGAAAUCGGCUUUCAAAUGAUGAUAGUGAAUAAUUGAACUGUAUUAAAGUGCAUCAUGUUUGGCACAAAAUGCAGACAGAUAUUGGUAAUGAAAGCUAUAGUAUGGUGGAACUUGUGGACUUUGUGAAAGGUUUAUGGUUGGGAGGCGGG